UUUUUCAUUUAUUUAUAAAAAAUUGAAAAUAUGAUAAUAUAAUAAAUAAGAAAUAUGAAAAUAUAAUAAAACUAAAUUUAAAUUAAUAAUAAUAAUAAAAUAUCCGCAAUCUAUUAAUUAAACUUAUUCGAAUAGCUAUACAUAUUUAAAAAACUGAUAAAUAUUUUUAUUAUAACAUAUUAUUUAUUUUAAUGGGAAAUUUUUUCCAUAAUUAAAUGAAACAAUUUUUUAAACGAGCAAUUUUAUUUUUAUUUAAAUAUGUAACUUUUGAAACAAAAAUACUAAAAAUUUCAGAAUCACUAUAUUUACAAGACGAAGCUAAAUUCGCUCUUGUUUGAAUAAAAAAGUGUCUGACAUAUGACAUAUAUUUAUGAAUUAAAACAAAUCUCUGAAGGAGCGACAUUUAUAAUGUCAUUUAUUAAGCUUCAUUGUCACUUCAAUCUUGAAAAGUGAUUUCCGUCACUUAAAAAUUGAUUUAUUUCGGAAGCUAACAAGAAAAACUUUAUAACAUAAAUUCAUUGAAUCGAAAAUGAAUAUAAAAAAAAAAAUAAUCGCAAAUUUUCCAACUUUCUACUGAUUCAGGGAGAAAAAUAAUCUUUAUAUCUGAAGAAUAUAAAAAUAUGAUAAAAUUAAUGAUCACUAGAGGCUAGUGAUAGUAAUAAGAAAUAGAGAAAUAAAUUGAUCAACAACGAGCACAAAUAUCAAUUACUUUACAUGUAAUUAUAGUCGUACAUAUAUACUUUAACUUAAAAAUUCAAUACGCUUAGAUAGAAAUCGAAGAUAUACAAAUAUUAUUUUUAGUAUUUACGCCUACGGCUUGAGAAUUUAUUAAAUAAGAAUUCAAUAAUUUAAUAAUUAGUAACUUUUAAUAAUUAACAAUACUAUUUUAAAAAAACAUUGUAGAAUUGUAUUCUAUCUUUGUCAGGAUUUUGAUAUUUACUGCAAUAUAAAUUUUGCAUGUAAAAGAUAAUUUAUAAAUUUAAUAUCAGAUUUUAAAAUUAAUUAGCAAAUGACAAAAUAUAAUUUUCAAUAAAAAAUAAUUUCUAUGCAUGUUAGUUAUUUAUUUUAAUGAAGUUACUGAAAGUUUAUUUUGAAAUUAAAUCAUUAUUAUCUUAAAUAUGUGUAUUUAAUAUUUAUUCCAUAAAAUUUAAACUUUAAGUCAUAAUAUUAAUAUAAAUAAAAUCUUAUAAUAAAAAUUUUAAAUAAAUGAAAUUUUUAAAAUUAGAUAUAUGCAUAUAAAACCAUGCGUUUUCAAAUUUAAAAAUUUUCUUGAUCUAUAUUGAAUAAAAUUUAAUUUAAUAAUUAACAUUAUAUUUAUUAUAUUAUUAUCACAAUUCAUUUUGUAAAUAAAUGUAUAAUAAAUUCAAGAUUAUUAUGAAUAAUAUAAUUAUUAAAUUUUUAUAAAAUCACUAGCAAAAACAUUAUAUAAUAAUUUAACUACAUAGUUAGGGAUUUUAUCUUUAAGUGAUUGUAUAUUCUGUAUCCGAAAUAACCUAUAUGCGGUAUUACUUACUUAUUCAUUGAAACGUCCGAAAUAUAAGUACGUGUUAAAUAAUUUAGUUAUCUUAUAAUGACGAUUAAAGAAAAUAAAUUCACUGAAUUAAUCAAAUUUAAAUCCUGGGGUUGUUAUCCUGAAGGAUAUAAUCCUGUAGAACAUGGUCCAUAUGAUCCUUCUCGAUACUAUGGGAAACCUGAUACACCAUUUGGCGAUGUCAAACUUGGUGAAUUAUCAGCAUGGUUUAGUCGACGUGAAAAAGGAUUUAGACAAUUUGCAGCCUUAAUUUCUCGAGCACAUUGGCGUUGGCAAUUAAAAUAUAUACAUCCCAGGAAAGCAAACAUGGCUCCAUUAUAUCAAGUUGCCUUUUUAGGUUCAGUAUUUGGUUAUUGCAUAAAUUAUUUGCGUCUCAGUAAGUUUAUAUGCAAUCUUAUAAUUGAUUAUUGAAAUUAUAAAAAUUAGUAUAUUAAUACCAUAUUGUACAUUUUCAUUUUCAGGGGGACAUAGAAAUUAUAAAUAUCAUUAAAAUAUUAUAUAUUAUCAGUGUUUUACAUAUAAAAAAUGUAUUCAAAAUGAAAUACUAUUGUAAUGAUUAGUUAAAAAAAGUAAUGUCAACAAUUUUAGACAUCUUUAAUGUAAAAUAAAUAUUAUUCAAACAUUUAA
Molecule: messenger RNA, 2158 nt
Organism: Apis cerana (Asiatic honeybee)
Lineage: Eukaryota; Metazoa; Arthropoda; Insecta; Hymenoptera; Apidae
Gene: ATPsynF
Product: ATP synthase, subunit F
Biological process (GO): proton motive force-driven mitochondrial ATP synthesis
Cellular component (GO): proton-transporting ATP synthase complex
Molecular function (GO): proton-transporting ATP synthase activity, rotational mechanism
Source: RefSeq, a predicted model, not a curated record